AUGCCUCGCCGCAAAUUCUGCGACAUCGAGUCCGAUCUCGCUGCCGCAAAAGCAAAGGCAGAGACUUUCGAGGAUAUUGCGCUUGCCGAGCAAGAGCAUUGCGAACAAUUGGAGAAAGAUCUCGCUGAGAAAGAAGAGGAGAUCGGUCGUGUACGCAGUUCUUGCGAUCAGCAACAGAGUGACCUCAUAAUAAAGGACGAGGAGAUCGGGCGCGUGCGUGCUGAGGCACUGAGAGAGAGGCAUGAUGCUGUGGAGGGGUUGGGGGAACAGGUGAAGAAGAAAGAGGAAGAGAUUGCGAAGAUGAAGGGGGAGAUGGCGAGGAAUAGCAAGCGCUUUUGGGACGAGAUUGGCAAGAAGAAUGGAGAUAUUACAAGAGCUAGGGAGACGAUGGAGAAAGAAAAGGGGGAGGUGGUUGAAGGCUUGACGAGGAAUCUCGCCGCGAAAGAAGAAGAAGUUGCUCGUGUACGUGUCGAAAUGGGAGACAAGUACGAACAAUUUCAAAAUGAUAUUGCGAAGAAAAGCGCAGCGAUCGGGCGAGCAAGGCUCGAAACGCAGAGGAAGAAUAAGAGCGUUGAGGCGAAAGAAGUCGAGAUCACCCUUUUGCGUAUCGAAAGCGGCAGAAAGAUAGAGCAGUUUCAGACAGAGCUUGCCAGGAAAGAUCAAGAGACUACAACGGUCAGGCUUGAAUUACAUAGGCAGAUGGAUGGUGAGGCUGAAAGGGUCCAUAACGCUGUUGCUGCGAAAGAAGCAGAAAUCGUUCAUAUCCGUGGCGAGAUGCAGAAAAGUCGGCAGGCUCUGCAACAGCAGGUUUCGGAGAGGGAAGAAGAAAUUGAUCGAAUCCGUACUGAGAUGCACAAGCAGAACGAGAGUAAAGAAAAGCUUCAGCAAGACCUCGCUGAAGCGAAAGCGGAUUUGAUCUUUGCGCGUACUGAGAUACAGAACGAUCGUGAAGCGAUGCAAGAAUGUCUCACCAAAAGAAAGGAGGAAAUCGAAGACCUGCGUGCUAAGUUGAUGAAACAAAAGAAGGGUGAGGCAGAGGUCCAGAAGGACCUUGCUGCAACAGAACGCCAACGUCUCAAUCUCAAAGAACACCGCGAUGAGUUACUAACUGGUACUUUAGCGAAGGAAGCAGAAAUAGGACGAAUCAGGUUGGAAAUGCAAAACUUACGUGAACAGCUUCGGAGAGAUCAAGUCGUGAAAGCGGUGGAUAUCAAUAGCGUACGUGCUUCGACGCAGGAAUAUUGCGAAACACUACGGAAGAACCUGGCUAAGAAGGACGACGAGAUAAGUCGACUAGAGGGAGAAAUAAAUGACAAAAGGGAACGAUCAGAGCAGAGUCUCCGUGCGAAAGAAGCUGAGAUGACUCGUGCAACGCUUAAAAUACAGCAACAAAAGCAGAUGGAGAUCGACAACGCGAAGCUAGAACUCGAAAAGGAGAUGGAGAUGAAGAUCAAAAAGACGAAAGAGAUUUGGGAGAGGGAAAAACAGGCAGAGAUCAGUUCCUUACGUGCUGAAUUGCAGAAGAACGGCGAGCAAUAUCAGAAAUCCUUGACCAAGAAAAAAACAGAGAUCUCCCGUAUGCGUGUGGACUUGCAAAAGCAGGAGGAUGAUAGAUCAAAUGUCAGAAAAAUAGUCGAGGAUCUAGGGUGGAAUGGAGAACCCGAGACACAGCGCAUGAAGGCUCACAUACACGGAUUACAUUCAGAGUACGGACUCCUUCUCGUCAAUGGAGAUGAUUUUCUUUUCACGAAGGAGGCGAUCCUCGACUACGGACCUAAGAAGACUGUGAAACUCUUGGAGCAAAGGCUGGACGCAUGGGUCCAGACGUGGGCCGAUCCAUCUAGUCCGCUGGCGCGAUCCUCGAAUUGGAAGCAAUAUUGUGUCAUGAUAUACAGCACGACCAAAAAAGCAAAAUAUCUCGAUAGCUUUGAUCAUCCUGAUUGGCAGCAAGCGAAGAGUAGAAAUUCAAAAGCUCUCAAUGACUUCAUUGGCGUACUCAAUUCGGUGAGUCCCUGGAUCGAAUAUAUUGCUCUCGAUUCUACGAAAAAGGCUUUUGAUAUCACAUUCGGAUUGCUUUUCAUCAAAUAUCUAAAGGACCCAAAAUGUAAGGCCAUAAUCUAUGGUAACGAGGGAGAUUUCGAUGAGAUCCUCGACGUAGCCAAAGAGGAAGGGACAAUCCUUCGUCCUCUACUUUGGGAUCCUCCCGCUAAUUUCAAUGCUUCGACAAUGACUGAUAACUGCCAUGGAAUCUCUUUCAACGACAUAUUCGUUCGACAUCGAUCUCUAUCCCUUCAACAUGAGCAAGGAGUUGCCGCUCUUUUAGCAGACAUAAUGGAAAACCCUGACUGGCGCCCACCUGAUUCUCCGCCGCAUGCACCGACCCCAAGUCGAGCCAGGCUCAGUCCAAAAGAAUCUUUUGAUUUCCAGGUGUCUGAGAUGCGGAAGAACCCUGAUCUAUUGAGCAAAGAGGUCGAUGACCUUGUGUCUCAAGCCGAAGAACCGUCCCCGCCUUCGGAGGUGAAUGACGAGCAAAAACUUUUGGUCAAGCUAUCCGAAUUCCAAAAAGCAUAUCAAGUGGCGGAACGACGAGUCCAAGAUGCAAAAUUGGAAAACACUUGGUGCAAAGCGCUUUGUGAGUUCUUGCAGGAUGAAAUUGAACAAAUUCACAGAAGAGACAAGGUACGGGAAUACCCCACGUACAUGAGACUAUGGCGUGGAGGGAAAUUGGUAGAGGAUUCCUCGCCGAUAUCUCCAAUCCACCACACACCUGUGUCGACACAGAUUGCUUCCCCAAGUAUAUCAGUGCAACCCCACCCAGCGUUAGAAUCAACAUUCGUAGAAUCAACACUCGUCCGACCGCAAACACUUCAAGCUCAACAGCCUGAUAUGAGUGUUCAAAUCGCGGAAUUAGAAAAAUGUUGUGGCUUGUCCCACCAAGAGCUAAAAGACUUGGAGCAAGAAACCAUGGACUAUGGAUCUCACGAGUAUGCUUUAUGCCUUGAGCUUGAAAAAGACCUCGGCUACCACGUGAAGAUUGACCGUAAAAAACGUGAGAUCAAGAUCACGAAUAGAUACUGGCAUUCGCCGCUGGAGAAGGUUGAUAUAUCAGCAUCAUCGGCCGAUCGAGCACUUUGUUCGCCAGCCAACUCUCCGGCAGAUACUUCUUGCAAAUCAUCACGGGUUCAUCACAUGGCUAAAUCUACGUCGUCCCCCAGAAGUGAGACUGAACUCCCAUCUAAGCGUCCUCACCGUGAUUCACUUGCUCGGACGAGUCCUCCAAUGAAAGUUACAGAAUAUCACGACCCCUUUCCACCAAGUUGCAAGCCUACUGAAGCACCAAUGAGACGCAAAAAGCCGCCAACACCGUCUCCAAGUAAGCGUGACGAUAAUCCAAUGAAGGACAAACAGGUGCUAGAAUCGAUUCCAACAAUGGCUGCAGAGACACCUGUCACAAGCAGAAAACAGCUGAACACAUCUUCAGCUAGUCCUCGCUUUCCUGUUCCACCCACAAAGCCCCGCGUUCAGAUCCCGCUGCCUCCCCGUCCGAUUCGAGAUGGAAAUGGAUCUCAAAACCCUCCAGGACCAUCCUCUGCUAGACUAUCUAUUCUCCCAUCAGGUCCUCCCCCAAUGAUUUUUGACGCUGACAACAACCGCGUUGACCCUCCGCUCGCUCAAUCCCCUGGUAUCGCACAUUCCACAGUUGCAAGCAAGCAUUGCUGCAACAACCACUACCUGCGCGGGAGCUGUGUCUACAGAAAUUGUGUACACAGCCACAACUCUCAACUAUCAGAAGAUGAGAUGAACGCGCUCCGUUGGGUUGGCCGCAGUAUUCUCUGCCGCAAUGGGAGGAAGUGCAGCGAUCCAGAAUGCUUUGCAGGACAUAUGUGUCCUCGGAAGCAAUGUGAUAUCAACAGGUGUCAUUUCCCGAAGGAGAUGCAUGAGAGCGAGAGUGAGAUGCGGAGUCGACUUAAAAAGGGUGAGAAGAUGAAGGAGAAACGGGAAUCGUUGGUGGAGAACCAAUUGGCGCCCACCCCUGGCACGUCGAUGCGCGAGCAAGAAGACACUGCGCAUCUGAAUCGGAAUCGCGAGGAGAAUCAUGAACAAGGAACGUCAUCCGAGAGACGAGGCGACGGACUGGCACCAACCAUUUCAAAUCGUCGACUCCAAGACUCGCCUCGUGAGCGACGUCCUCCACCCCCAUCCGAUGAUCAGCCGCGCAGUACUGGAGAUAGAUAUAUAAACAAACCCUCGGACACGCCUCGUCCAACUCUACCACCACAUCCACCCUCACACCCAAAAUCAUCAAAUGAUGACCCAAGUCCCACGGGAAAUAGAUAUAUAAAGAAACCCCAUACCCAAAUGGGUGGGGUGGGGGGGCCUAUGCGAGCACGAGAGUCCUCUUCAUGA
Bacidia gigantensis is the source of this 4407-nucleotide messenger RNA. RefSeq lists its product as uncharacterized. The coding region runs from base 1 to 4407 and encodes 1468 amino acids. Lineage: Eukaryota; Fungi; Ascomycota; Lecanoromycetes; Lecanorales; Ramalinaceae. The transcript has a single exon. The record is from RefSeq and is a predicted model, not a curated record.